Chondrus crispus (carragheen) is the source of this 923-nucleotide messenger RNA. Its product is annotated as ATP-dependent Clp protease proteolytic subunit. The transcript has 2 exons. Gene Ontology annotation, cellular component: endopeptidase Clp complex. Gene Ontology annotation, molecular function: ATP-dependent peptidase activity; serine-type endopeptidase activity; ATPase binding. Lineage: Eukaryota; Rhodophyta; Florideophyceae; Gigartinales; Gigartinaceae. The record is from RefSeq and is a predicted model, not a curated record. The coding region runs from base 1 to 810 and encodes 269 amino acids. Gene Ontology annotation, biological process: protein quality control for misfolded or incompletely synthesized proteins.
AUGGCUUUUGUGUCGCCGCUCCUCGGCGCACCUUUGCGGUCCUCGACGUUCGCAUCAUCCGCAUCGGCGACAUCCCCUCGCCGUCGAAAUGCCACUCGUCGAAGUCCCCGCGCUGCGCUCUCUUCUCAAUCUUUUCGAGAAUAUAUGUCUGCCGACCAGACUUCGUCACCCUUUGCGCGCGGACCACGGCCCCAAAAGAAACCACCCGCGCCAGUGCCUAUGGUGACUUUCGGCGAUAACCAGAUGGACGUGUAUUCGCGUUUGGCGAAGGAUCGUAUUCUUCUUCUCGGGCGCCAGGUUGAUGAUGAGGUCGCGAAUGCACUCGUUGCGCAAAUGCUCUUUCUUUCUGCUGACGACCCCACGAAGGAUAUUACCCUUUACAUCAACUCUCCUGGGGGUUCUGUGUCUGCGGGGCUGGCCAUUUUUGAUACCAUGCAGUACAUUCCAUGUGAUGUAGCGACCAUUUGCUUCGGAACUGCAGCAUCAAUGGGAGCAUUCUUGCUUGGCAGCGGGACAAAGGGAAAGAGGAAGAGCCUUCCUAACUCUCGUAUCAUGAUCCAUCAGCCCCUGGGAGGAGCCCAGGGUCAAGCGGCCGACAUUGAGAUCCAAGCAAAGGAGAUUCUGUUUAUUCGAUCGUUACUGAAUGGGUAUAUGGCGUAUGCUACUGGUCAGGAUCUCAACAAAAUUGAGGUCGAUACCGAUCGUGACUUUUUCAUGACUCCCGAGGAAGCUCUGGAGUAUGGAAUCAUUGAUGAGGUUAUUCAGACCAAGAGGAGCCUACCAAAGCCCGCCAGGCCGAUGCUUGCGUAAGCUCUAUGUUUUGACAUCGAGUCCAACUAUGUCCUACUUUCACGAAGGCACAUCUAAUGUCGGUGUUGGCGGUAAACGAUCCUUCUCCGCACAGAAUGACGGUCUAGGUUUCA